This is a messenger RNA of Dunckerocampus dactyliophorus (ringed pipefish), 1334 nucleotides long. RefSeq lists its product as uncharacterized. Gene Ontology annotation, biological process: cell adhesion; bicellular tight junction assembly. The transcript is spliced from 2 exons. Lineage: Eukaryota; Metazoa; Chordata; Actinopteri; Syngnathiformes; Syngnathidae. The record is from RefSeq and is a predicted model, not a curated record. Gene Ontology annotation, molecular function: structural molecule activity. The coding region runs from base 69 to 1334 and encodes 421 amino acids. Gene Ontology annotation, cellular component: bicellular tight junction; plasma membrane.
UCACCCAGCCUGCUGCACAGCUCCUCAGAGAAGAACAACAACAACUCGAGGAAGAGCAGAAGGCUGCCAUGGUGUCAGCGGGCUUCCAAAUCCUGGGCGCCGCCCUCGGGAUCAUCGGGUGGAUCGGUGCCAUCGUCGUGUGCGCCCUCCCCAUGUGGAAGGUGACGGCUUUCAUCGGCAGCAACAUCGUCACCUCACAGACGGUAUGGGAGGGCAUCUGGAUGAGCUGCGUGGUGCAGAGCACAGGCCAGAUGCAGUGCAAGGUCUACGACUCCUUGCUGGCGCUCAGCUCAGACCUGCAGGCCGCACGUGCCCUCAUAGUCAUCGCCAUCGUGGUGGGCAUCAUGGCCAUCCUGCUGUCGGUGGCCGGGGGCAAAUGCACCAACUGCGUAGAGGACCCGGCCUCUAAGGCCAAGGUGGGAGUGGCUGCCGGGGCGGUCUUCAUCGCCGCUGGCGUCCUCUGCCUGAUUCCCGUGUGCUGGACGGCCCACAGCGUCAUCCGAGACUUCUACAACCCUCUGCUGGUCAGUGCCCAGAAGAGGGAGCUGGGCGCGGCACUCUACAUUGGCUGGGGGGCAGCCGCCCUGAUGAUCAUUGGAGGCAGCUUGCUAUGCUGCAACUGCCCCCCGAAGGACGAAGGCUCAUACACUGCUCGUUACAAAGCAGCACGCUCCGACGCCUCGGCGCCGGCAUCCGCAAUGGCGUCUCAGGGCCUCCAGAUGCUGGGCGUGCUGCUGGCCUUCGUGGGCUGGUUGGGCGCCGUCGUCACUUGCGCGCUGCCAAUGUGGAGGGUGACGGCCUUCGUGGGCGCCAACAUCGUGACGGCGCAGGUGAUCUGGGAGGGUCUGUGGAUGACCUGCGUGGUCCAGAGCACGGGCCAGAUGCAGUGCAAGGUCUACGACUCCAUGUUGGCGCUGCCUCAGGACCUGCAGGCGGCCCGUGCCAUGGUGGUCAUCUCAGUGAUGGUGGGUGUGCUGGGCGUGCUGGUGGCGGCGGUGGGGGGGAAGUGCACCAACUGCGUGGAGGACGAGACGGCCAAGGCCAAAGCGUGCAUUGUGGCGGGCGUCAUGUUCGUCAUCGGGGCCCUGCUCGUCAUGAUCCCGGUGUCGUGGUCGGCCCACGCCGUCAUUCGAGACUUUUACAACCCGCUGGUGACCGCCUCUCAGAGGCGGGAGCUCGGUGCUGCGCUAUACAUUGGCUGGGGCGCAGCAGCCCUGCUGCUGCUGGGAGGUGGGCUGCUCUGCAACAACUGCCCCCCUAGGGACGAACGCCCCUACGUGCCUGCAAAGUUUGUGUCUGCCAGGAGCGCCUCGUCCAACGUGGACUACGUGUGA